Messenger RNA from Glossina fuscipes, 1143 nucleotides. Its product is annotated as circadian clock-controlled protein daywake. NCBI's taxonomy places the organism in Eukaryota, Metazoa, Arthropoda, Insecta, Diptera, Glossinidae. The coding region runs from base 167 to 940 and encodes 257 amino acids. The record is from RefSeq and is a predicted model, not a curated record. The transcript has 5 exons.
GCAAAUAAUUGUAGUUAUAAAUGCUUGCACUCUCCGAUUCUAAUGAACAUUUGAAUAGAAACAACAAAACAGUUAGGAAGAGACCGUUUUAUAAGUGGCUUAUAUAAUAUAAUUUGUAGUAAAUUUUAAAAAGAAAGCAAAAAGAAAAAAACACAAACUUUGCAUAAUGACGUUGAAGUUUUUGAUAUUGUUCGUUAUCGUGGUAACGUUUGGAGGCGCGUCUCAGGCAGCCACAUACUUGACAGAAAAACCCGCUUUUUUGACACCAUGUCGCCGAGAUGAUCCUGGUUUUGAAAAGUGUUUCACCUCCAACUUUGAUGCGAUCUUUCGCGAAUAUAAAGACGGAAUUCCUGGGUCAAAAGAGGUUAAAUCGCUAGAUCCCUUACCAGUGAAACGUGUGACUAUAGCUCAAGAUGCCAAGGGUCCCGUAUCGUUAAACGCCGAGCUUACUAACAUGUUAAUUAGUGGAGGAAGCAAAGCGCAGACCCAGAAAGCUAACUGGAAAGAAAAGGAAGCAACGUUAAGUUUAGUUUUCUUUGCUCCUCAACUGAAAGUCCAAAGCGAUUACAAAGUCGACGGAAGGAUACUAAGUUUACCCCUAAACGGUCAUGGCAAACUUAACUUCGUAGUAGACAAGAUUACUAUGGCCAUUAAGAUCAAAUAUAAAUUGCGAAAGGAACAUGGUUUCACAUUUUCUGAUAUCGUAGAUUUUCAUUUGGAUAUCGCAGAAAUUGGUGGCUUUAAUAUUAAGCUCGAGAAUCUAUUUAACGGUCAAAAGGAUCUAGAAGAUGCUGCAAAUAUGACGUUCAAUGAAAAUUGGCGCGAUCUCUACGAGGCGUUGAAGCCAGCGAUUAGACAGACAUGUGAAGCCGUCUUGGCCAAUCGCGUGAAAGCGGUAUUCAAAUUUAUUCCGGCCAGUUAUUUCAUUGAAAACUUGUAGUUGUAUGUAAUAAUUACUUUUAGUCAUAAUUUUAUGUUAUUCACUGUGACAAUAGAGAUUUAAGUAAAAUUAAAAAUUCACAUAGAUACCGUUGUUCAAAUUUCACAAUUUUCACAGCAGUUCCCACAAACUAUAUGUAUGUGUGAGAUUUACUUUACUUGUUUAGUGUACGAUGGCAUAGCAAGCGCUGAAGGAAAAAAAAA